Sarcophilus harrisii (Tasmanian devil) is the source of this 5514-nucleotide messenger RNA. It is a transcript of the gene CRYBG2, whose product is annotated as crystallin beta-gamma domain containing 2. The coding region runs from base 164 to 5143 and encodes 1659 amino acids. NCBI's taxonomy places the organism in Eukaryota, Metazoa, Chordata, Mammalia, Dasyuromorphia, Dasyuridae. The transcript is spliced from 21 exons. Gene Ontology annotation, biological process: lens development in camera-type eye; visual perception. The record is from RefSeq and is a predicted model, not a curated record. Gene Ontology annotation, molecular function: structural constituent of eye lens.
CCGGCCCUGGGAACCCCAGUUGAAACAGGACCGGUGCCCAGGGAGAGCAGGCGAGCCUGCUAGAAGCCAGACCACAGAGCCCCCCGGAUCUUUGGACCCAAGGGCUCUGGGCCUGCUGAGCAGUGAGAGGACUGUGCCGGGGGGCACGGUGCCAGGCCCGGGCAUGGAGGAGGCAGGCCCCCAGCUGGGGCAGCCGGAGUCCCGCGUGGUGACCACCACCCUGACCUGGCGGCAUCGGCCCCCCGCCCAGGAGGAAGUUCGGCACCGCUUCCACAAGGUCUCCCUGGUCUCGCACGGAGGGGGAGCCGCUCCCCAGGAGGAGUCCUACGCUUACUCCUACCAUCGAGAGGAAGUCAAUGGCAUCACCACGUGCGAGGAAGAGACUGUGAACUCCCAGGGGGCCAAGGUCAGGGCCAGGGAGCGGCAGGAGCCCCCCAAGGACCUGGCUCUGGGUGACAAAAAGAAAUUCAUCAGCCACCAGCCCAUCUUCUCCAAGAUGUACGCGCCGCUCCCGAAGGAGAAGCGGCAACAGGGGAAGCUGAGGGAGGCGGGGGGCCAAGACCACAGCAGCGCCCCCGCUCCUCAGGCAGAAAUGGCAAGGCUCAGCGUCCCUGCCGGGCCCCGGGAGGCAAGCCCUCACUCUGGCCUGGGCGCCUCCAGCGGAGUGGUCCAGGGCGCUGAGGAACGGCGGGUGACUCGCACUGUGCGCACCACCACGGUGGUGGGGGGGCGUGUGGAGAGGCGGAGCAGCAGCAGCAGCUCACUAGUGAUCGGGCCCACUGGGCCCGAGGGGCUGCCGCGGGGCCGCCAUGUGGCCCGAACUGUCCGGGCUGUGGUGGUAGGCCCUCGUCCUGAAGGCUCGCCCUCACCCAGUCGGAGCCAGGCCCUGGAAAUCCUCACCAGCCUAGUGCCCUCUGAGCCCCUUCCCCCAAAAGCCAAGGCCCUGAGGCAGAGUAGGCUACCCCAGGCUAUCUCCAGGUUCCAGGGGUCCCCCUCAAGCCAGGGGGGAGUGCCGGAGUCUCAGGAACAGCCGCCAAAAUUUGGGAAGGCUGACCAAGAAGAAAGUCCCCUCAGAGCCACCAGUAUCAUUGUGGAGGCCUGUUCGCCCAAAGAGAGGGAAGUCCCAAGUACCAGACUGGCUGAGUCUGGAAUCAGCCGAACUCCUCUUGGGUUUCCUUCUCAGGGCCCCCCCACCAGGACUUUAGUCCCCUCUCCCCUUGGGCCCCAGCACCCAAGCACUCCCACUGUACCAGAGCUGCUCCCGGGGUGUCCUGGCCCCAGCAUUGAGCUCUCCCUGGAGUCUAGAAUAUCCCCAACCCCAUCGCAGGGGAAAAGUGAGGUGGUCCGGAGCCCUGGAGCUCCCCAGGACUCAUCCUCCAAGAGGACCGAGGUACUUGUGAGUUCUGAAACGCUUCUUGUACCAUUCCCCAAAAGGGACAAAGUUGCCCCAGAACCUAGACCUUCUCUUACCCCAUCACCCAAAAGGAAUGAAAUUGGCCUGGGUCCUGGAGAACAUUCUGCCCCAUCCUUCACAAAAACUGAGCUUGUUCCAGCCUCUGGAACCCCUCCCAUCCCAUCCCCCCCAAAGACUGAACUUGUCUUGGGCCCUGGAACACCUCCUGUUUCAUCCCUGAUGAAGACUGAGGUUAUCUCAGUUGCCAGAACUCAUCUCAUUCCAUCCCCAGCAAAGACUGAGGUUGUCCUGGGCCCCGUUACCCCUCCCGUCUCACCCCCAGCAAAGACCCUGGGCCCUGUUACCCCUCCCGUCCCACCCCCAGCAAAGACUGAGGUUGUCCUGGGCCCCGUUACCCCUCCCGUCUCACCCCCAGCAAAAACCCGGGGCCCUGUUACUCCUUCCGUCCCAUCCCCAGCAAAGACUGAGGUUGUCCUGGGCCCCGUUACCCCUCCCAUCUCACCCCCAGCAAAGACCCUGGGCCCUGUUACUCCUUCCGUCCCAUCCCCAGCAAAGACUGAGGUUGUCCUGGGCCCCGUUACCCCUCCCGUCUCACCCCAGCAAAACCGGCCUGGGCCCCGUUACCCCUCCAUCUCACCCCCAGCAAAGACCCUGGGCCCUGUUACUCCUUCUGUCCCAUCCCCAGCAAAGACUGAGGUUGUCCUGGGCCCCGUUACCCCUCCUGUCUCACCCUCAGCAAAGACCCCGGGCCCCGUUACCCCUCUUGUCCCACCCCCAGCAAAGACUGAGGUUGUCCCGGGCCCCGUUAUCCCUCUUGUCCCAUCCCCAGCAAAGACUGAAGUCACCACGGGGCCCAAAGACUCUCCUGCCCAAUCUCCCUUGGAGACUGGGGCUUCCCUCCCACUUGGGCCCUCCCAGGCCCCUGCCAAGGAAGCAGCCAACCUGGAUACUGUAGAAGAAGAAGAAGUAACUCUGACCGCUGACCUGGAGCUCUUCUUGGACACCCUGCGGAACAUGGAGGCCCCCGAGAUCCUGCGCACCCACAGGCUGCCCCGGGCACCCCGCUCCUCUUACCUGGCCAUGUACGCCACGCUGCCUGCCAUCGAUGAGGACCAGGCUUCAACUUGGGCUCCAGGACCUGGGCCCGAGCUCAGGGUGGAGCCGGAGCCGGAGCCGGAGCCGGAGCCGGAGCCGGAGCCGGAGCCGGAGCUGGAGCCGGAGCCAGAGUCGGAUGAGGAGCCCGAGAAUCCCUAUCUCAGUGACGAUGAGAAGCUUCAGCGGCGCCAGGAGAAGGCCAGCCCCGGGCCCAGAUUGCUCUGGGACACCCGACCCUCCCAGCAGCCCCCGAAAGCCCGCUCCCCGCUGGACAUGAUGAAACUGCACAUGGCUGAUGGUCAGGGGCCACAGGCAGGGGAGCUGGGCCUGCGGCGGGGAGCCCCUGGGGCUCUUCCCUCCCGCCUGGAGGGCAGCCUCCUGUUUGGAGGAGGGGAAGUGGCGCUCCCUGCCACUCUGGGGGCUAAACUAUCUUCCCUGAAACCCCUCGUGUCCCCGGUCCUGGAGAAGGGCCCUGGACGCAUUCCCCUGCUGUCCAGCCAAGGAAAGCCACAGGUGCAGGCUGAAGCCACGGGCUCUGUUCCACCUCGCGAGGGCAAGAGUUGGGAAGGAAAACCACAAGGAAAACUGAACAGCAGACCAGGAAAGAUCAUCCUCUUCUCGGAGCCCGGCUGCCAGGGCCAAGCCCGGGAGGUGUGGGAUGAUGUCGCUGAUGCCACAGGCUGGCUUCCCCCUCCAGCUUCCCUCCGGGUGCUCCGCGGAGGGUGGCUGCUGUAUGAGAAGCCUGGAUUCCAGGGCCUGAAGCUGGCCCUCUCCGAGGGGGACACGGAGCUCAGGACGUCAGGCGCAGAAGGGGGUCCUGUGACCGUGGGCUCCCUCAGGAGGAUUGUCCGGAACUAUGUCAUCCCCGAGAUCAGCCUGUUCUCCAAGGAAGGCAACGAGGGUGUCCAGGUGAAGCUGACUGAAGCCUUGGAAGAUGCCCAGGGGCAGGGACAGCCCUUACUUGCAUCAUCUGUCACUGUCACUGCUGGAUGGUGGUUGCUCUACUCCAAACCCUACUAUGCCGGGGUCCCCUGCAUCCUGGAGCCUGGCAUUUACCCUUCCUGGGAAGCCUGGGGGGCUUCUGACCCUCAUGUCAGCUCCCUGAAGCCUUUGAGACUGGGUUGUCCCACCGUGGAGAAGCCGGGGGAGCCCAAGGCCCUGGUAUACGAGGCCGCGGACUUCCAGGGGCACUGCUGGGAAGUGAGCCGAGACAUCUAUGACCUGAGGAGGCCGGAGGAUGUCCAGAGCCCCAGCUUGUCCACUGUGGGCUCCCUGCGUAUCCUUGGGGGCUGCUGGGUAGGCUAUGAGAAAGAAGGCUUCCGGGGACACCAGUACUUGCUGGAGGAAGGCGAGUAUCCAGACUGGUCCCACUGGGGCGGCUAUGACGAAUCCCUGACCUCGCUGAGGGUCAUACGCACGGACUUUUCGGACCCGGCUGUGAUGUUGUUUGAGGCUGCGGACUUUGAGGGACAGAGUGUGGGGCUGAGCGAAGCGUUGCCCGACGUGCGGCUGGCGGGACACGGACUCACCACACAGGCCAUCCACGUGUUGAGUGGCGUGUGGGUGGCCUAUGAGCAGGUGGGCUUCUCUGGGGAGCAGUACUUACUCGAGAAGGGCGUGUACCGAAACUGCGAUGACUGGGGGGCCGGCGACAGCACCAUCUCCUCCCUGCAACCCAUUUUGCAGGUUGGGGAGCAGAACCUGCAUUUUGUCUCUAAGAUCCAGCUCUUCUCAGCGCCCGAUUUCCUCGGGGACCACGUCUCGUUUGAGGAUGACCAAGCCUCUUUGCCUUCCUCCUUCCAGCCUCAGUCCUGCCGGGUCUAUGGCGGCAGCUGGAUCCUGUUUGAGGAGCCGGGAUUUGAGGGGGAACAGCAUGUGCUCUCAGAGGGAGAGUUCCCAACCCUUACAGCCAUGGGCUGCCUGGCCUCCAGUGUCCUGAGCUCCCUGCGAAAGGUCCCCCUGCAUUUUUCAGAGCCAUCUAUCUUCCUCUAUGGGCUGGAGUGCUUUGAGGGAAAGGAGAUUGAACUCAAUGGGGAAGUCCGGAGCCUUCAAGCGGAAGGCUUCAACAACCAUGUCCUGUCCAUCCGGAUUAAGGGGGGCGUCUGGGUGCUGUAUGAGCACAGUGACUUCCGAGGCCGCCAGUGGCUGGUGGGAAGUGCCGAGAUCACCAACUGGCUGACCUACAGCGGUACACAGAGGAUCGGCUCUCUCUACCCAAUCAAGCAGCGCCGAGUUUAUUUCUACCUUUGGAACAAUGGCCUGGGCAGGUGGCUGGCAGUGCCAGAGGAUGUGGAAGAUAUGAAAGCCGGCAGGGUGGUGGUCUCAGAGGCCCGGGCUGGGGGCAGCUGUGUCUGGUACUAUGAAGAUGGACUGCUGAAGAACCUGGUGGCCCCAACAAUGAGCCUGCAGGUGAUCGGGCAGCCCAGCCCUGGGUCCAAGGUGGUGCUUUGGGCUGAGAGCCGCCAGCCCAGACAGACCUGGAGCAUUGACCCCUCUGGGCACAUCUGCAGCGAGAUGUUUGAGGACAAGAUCCUGGAUGUGAAGGGUGGCCGGGGCUAUGAUCGGGACCAUGCUGUGCUGUGGGACAGGACUGAGCACAGGCCUUCUCAGAUCUGGGAUGUCCAAGUGCUCUGAACUCCUUCCUCCCAGAGGGCUUGGGGAGGGGGUUGGGAACGGAGGUCUGAACUGGACCAGAUGUUUGUACAGAUAUUGCCUUUGUAACAUAAGAUGUUUUAUAAUGUCUCUUUGGCUCUUUGUGUCGUUGAGUCCCUGUAACUAGAAUUUGGAGUUUUCAGGUCAGGUUCCUCAUUUUGUAAAAUUCUCCAUUUUCUCCCUCCUCUCUGUCCCAUUCCUGCCCUCCCCACCCCCCCACCCCCCCAGCCCAUUCUUUGGGUGGGAGGAAACUCUUAGGAAAAAGGGCACUCCUUUUAGCCACCAGAGGGCACACACAGAGGACAGGGGAAAGCAGGGAAGGAGAAAAGGACAGAAAGAAAGGGAAAGAGGGA